AUGAAGGUCCUCGCCGCCUGUUUCGUUCUCCUCUUUCUCAAUGUCGCGGAGUCGCGAGCAGUGGCCGGCGGCGGUAACGUUACUACGUCCAAGCGCCACCACGAGCACGGUCAUCACCACGACGGCAAAUGGUCGACGCACAAGCACAAGCUGUUCGUGUUCGGCGACGAGUUCGCGGACGCCGGCAACCUGGCGUCGGAAGCGUUCCUGGGCGGCUACUCCAAGUCGUGGCGCUACCCGUUCGGCAUGUCGGACCCGGCGCACGGCCGGAAACCCACGGGCCGGUUCUCCGACGGGCUGGUGCAGUCGGACUACAUGGCCAAGAUCAUGGGCCACCGCGAGUCCCCGCCCGCCUACAACGGCGACGGCUGGGACGGCGACGUCGUCGACCCUUCCAGCAUCAACUUCGCCGUCGGCGGCGCCGGCGUGCUGCAGGCGCCCCACGCCGCGGGCCACGUGCCCACGCUCCACGCGCAGUUCGAUGCGUUGAUGCCGAGGGUGGUGGACGAGCUGGCGAGCGUGGUGUCGCAGCUGCAGGACAUGGGGGUGACCAAGGUGGUGCACAACACGUUGCUGCGGGACCGGCUGGACGGCGACGACGACGUGAUGGUGCUGGACGUCUACACGGUCAUGAUGGACAUGGUGGCGCCGCCGGCCGAGGGGUCGGAGCUGUCGUCGCGGUUCGCGGAGCGGCUGCAGCCCUGCUGCGAGAGCUACGACGAGGACGGCGCCUACUGCGGCGACCCCGACGACCGGUACUGGCUGUGCGACAGGCCGGAGGAGUACUUCUACUGGGACUUCGUCAACCCGACGCAGGCCGGGUGGAGGGCCGUCAUGCAGAUGCUCCAGGGACCCAUCAUGGCCUUCCUUGGCAUCUCACAGCUCAACCACUUUUGA
Messenger RNA from Miscanthus lutarioriparius, 897 nucleotides. Lineage: Eukaryota; Viridiplantae; Streptophyta; Magnoliopsida; Poales; Poaceae. The record is from the annotation of a GenBank genome assembly.